AUGUCUGUAAAGUAUAAAUUAAAAAAUUUAAAAAAAUUAGGAGAGGACAUUGAUGAAAAUUUUAAAGAUUGGAAAACAUUAUAUAGUAAUAUACUAAACUUCUUUAAAAUUACGUUUAAGUCAGACUCACAACAGUUAGGCGUACAG
Dentiscutata heterogama is the source of this 147-nucleotide messenger RNA. The record is from the annotation of a GenBank genome assembly. NCBI's taxonomy places the organism in Eukaryota, Fungi, Glomeromycota, Glomeromycetes, Diversisporales, Gigasporaceae.